AUGGGUGUGGAAGAUGAAAUGAAGAAAGCGUCCUGCUCCUGUUCAUCCAUAUGUUUUGAAUAUCCUCAGUCAAGUAUGACGCGUCCAUUAAACAAAAGAAGAGGUUUGAUAGAAAAUAUAGGACUUUGUGAGAAGAUAAUGGCUGAAAUGAUGCUGAAAGAAAAAGGAGAGGCCUUUCCUGAAAAAGAUUAUAGUGAUCAAAAGAGAAAAUCUACAGAAACUUGUGUUUUUAAAGCACAUCAAAAUACGAAAACUAGUAUUUCACCGUUGUCUGUUCAGAAGAAAUACGACUCAAGAAAAACUCACAAAGCUGCAAAUCGCCAGGUAUAUUCUGAAAGACGUCUGCCGAAGAGUUCUCCAAAUAUGGCAACAAAAUGCACAGAAGAAAAUAUAUCUUUUCUACUUUCACAUAUUUUAACAGACGGUAGCGGCCAGCCAACAAACGGGAAGCAAUCCGUUAAUUACCAUAUACCCACUGAAAUCCCAGAGCAUACAUUCAUUCAAAAACCAACGAAUCCAAUCAAUGUUGCAUCCAAAGAAACCGAUGAAGGGAUUCAAGAAACUGGUUCAGUUCAGGAUGUCAAUAGACUUAAUAGUCCAAUUUCAAAAGCUUCUAAGUCAAUUCAGUGCUCAAUUGACAAACCAAUUACAAAUUCUGUUGAAAUUCAUUGUGAUAUUUUAAGCGUCAUUAAAAAUGAUGAUUUCUCAUUUGUUCUCGAUGAGAACAGUAAAUUAAUUGCUCAACAAAAAGCACAUAUUGAACAUUUAAAGCAUGCUCUAUCAUCGGAACAAAAUAAAGUUCAAAGUCUACAUAGUCAGUUGUGCAAAAAUCAACUCGAAUUUGACAAAGCUAAAUUAGGCUGGUUGCAGAAAGAAAAUCAGUUUAAACUAGAAAAGGACCGGUUUCAUAGAAAGAUCUCUGUUGUUGUCACUGCUAAAGAACAAGUAUCAAAAAAUCUUGAAAUUUCACGAGAAUAUAUAAAACUCUUGAAAGAACGCAUUUCUAUGUUGGAACAGUGUUAUUCAAACAUAAUUCCAAAUCCACGUAACUCAGAGCAUUUUUCACAAGAACGAUCUGACAAUUUCCCAACAGAGCGAACGAAUUGCAAACGGUAUCUAAAAAAUAUUGAUUCAAUUAGAUCAACACCAGAUUUAUCAGCUACUUUUCCUACCUUAAGCAAACUUCUUUCUCUCAGUAGUGAAUAUCGAGAUCCUCAUGAAUGUGUGACACCAAAGGUUCUUCAGCGUCUAACUAAUCAAUCAUGUCAAACGAACAAACGUGCUCACAACUACAUCAGUUGCGGCACGAACCAACUACAAAAUACAACCAGUCUUGACAAUUUAUAUGAAGGUGAUCGUAUUUCGGUGCAUUCAACGGCUUCAAGUUCAAACGACAUCCGAAAAAUAGUUAACCACCAAGAAAUCAUAGAGCUUGAUAAUAAAUGUUCCUUAUCUUCUAGUGUAACUUCCAGUAUUUCCCCACUUCAAGUGAUUGACGAAAUGGAAUUUCAAGACAACUUAGCUCUUCUGGAUCAGCGGAUUAACAAUGUUCGGGAGUCACUCAGAUUGAACCCUGUAAUUUAA
Schistosoma curassoni is the source of this 1584-nucleotide messenger RNA. The record is from the annotation of a GenBank genome assembly. NCBI's taxonomy places the organism in Eukaryota, Metazoa, Platyhelminthes, Trematoda, Strigeidida, Schistosomatidae.